This is a messenger RNA of Lycium barbarum (goji berry), 4527 nucleotides long. Its product is annotated as helicase sen1-like. The coding region runs from base 1481 to 3985 and encodes 834 amino acids. Gene Ontology annotation, molecular function: helicase activity. The record is from RefSeq and is a predicted model, not a curated record. Lineage: Eukaryota; Viridiplantae; Streptophyta; Magnoliopsida; Solanales; Solanaceae. The transcript is spliced from 10 exons.
AUUCUAAGUCUUCCUUGUAACUUCUCAACAUCUUCCUCUUCCUUCAUUUCAGCCUUUGGAAUCUUUCUACUUUUGCUACAGUUAACAGUAUAAAACACUGAUAAUGGCACCAACAUAAAUGGAAUAUUAAUAUAUACUCCGUAUAACUUUCCUUAAGCUUUGGUUAAGCAGAAUAUAUCUAUGCGUCUCUGUUUUUUUAUUCUAUAUUUAUCCUAUGAUUGUACGAAAUAAAUUCUUUUUUUAAGAAAGCUAUCUGCGAUUUCACUGGAGCUUUAAUUUGCUACGUUGCUUAAAGCACAGCCUUAAAAAAAUUUCUUAGCAAGUAUUAUAAUAUAAAGUAAUUAAAAGCUCAUAAUCCAAGAAGAAGAGAGACAUUGGUAAUUAAAGUCUUGAAUUUUCCUUCUAUUUGUUCUUGAAUUAUGAUGUUGAUGAUGAUAUAUUAUUUUAAUUUGAUGACUACUAUAUUACAUAGUAUUAUAUACAGUAGUAAAAAACUCAUAAUUCCAGAAGAAGAAAGACAAAGGUAAAGUUCUAAUUUUUCCUUUUAUUUGUUCUUGCAUGAUGAUGGUUGAUGAUAAUAUUUUUUUAUUUUAUUUUGAUUACUAGGGAAGAUGGCAAAUACUACAAAGAAGAAAACAAAGAAAACAGUUCCAGGCUUAGUGGAUUCGGUGUUUUCCUGGUCUUUCAAGGAUGUGUUGAACAAAGAUCUUUGCAAAGACAAGGUUAAAGAAAUUCCAAAGACAUUUGUGUCGAUUGAUCAUUACUUGAAGUCAUUCAUUGCUCCACUUGUUGAAGAAACACAUGCUGAUUUGCUCUCAAGUUUGUCCACAGUUUCACGAGCCCCUGCCCUCGAGGUUCUUGAUGUCAAAAUCUCAAAAGAUUUUAAGCCUCCGAAAGGUUUAUAUUACAAUAUUUUUUUGGAAAGUGCUAAAGAAGGAGAGGGAGAGAACAGUAUAGCGAAAAAUGAAUCGAAAUAUGAACCGGAAGUUGGUGAUCUGAUCGCGCUAGCAGAUGUGAGACCGAGAAGAAUUGAGGAUUUGAACACACCUAAGGGAUCUUAUCUCAUUGCUAUAGUUCAAGGCAUGAAAGAUGAAGUUUCAGACAGGAUACCUAUCCUGUCUCAGACAGGAUACCUAUCCUGUCUUCGCAGCUUAUUCCGCUUAGGAAACCGGACAGGGCAAAGGAUGAACAAGGGGACAAGCUUUUUAUUGUGUAUCUUUCUAAUUUGACAACGAAUAUUCGAAUUUGGAAAGCUUUGAAUUCGGAUCUGGAAAAUGCAAACCUGAAGAUCAUUAAGACCGUGUUGAAAAGUGAUUUGAAUAUUGGUGAAGUAGACUGCUCCCUUUGCUCUGUUCGAGAAACCAAAACUAAUGCUGCUAUAUCAAGUUCAAGGGCCAUCGCUCAGUCCUUUGGUCUAGAUAAUGCUCAACAAGAGGCUGUUGUAAGUUGUGUUGUUACAAGAGAAUGUGCUCACCGGAAUAUGGUGAAGCUAAUUUGGGGUCCUCCGGGAACCGGGAAGACCAAAACAGUUGCCUCUUUACUUUAUGUCCUGUUAAAGAUGAAAUGCAGAACUUUGACUUGUGCUCCUACGAACAUUGCUGUGUUGGAAAUUGCUAAGAGGUUGAUGCAGAAUGUACAACAUUAUCUGCAAUAUGACACGUAUGGUUUAGGAGACAUUGUCUUGUUUGGAAAUGGGGAAAGAAUGAAGAUCGAUGAUCAUGAAGAUCUGUUCGAUGUAUUUCUUAACAACCGUGUUGAUGCUCUUGUUAGCUGCUUGUCUCCGAAUAAUGGCUGGAGAAUUGGUAUACAAUCCAUGAUAUGUUUGCUCGAGGAUCCUGAAGAGCAAUACCGAAAGUACAUAGAAAAACCAAAAGAUAAUGAGGAUGUAGAUGAUGAGGAAGAGGAAGAAAAAGGAAGUGUUGCUAGUCAAGAAUCUAGUUUGAGCGAAAAAGAUGGAAAGAUGAAUGAUCAAGGACACGACAAAAAUAAGAAGAGUGAGUUGUUGAAGAAAUUUGUCCUUGAUACGUUAAAAGAGAACAAGAAGAAAGACAAACAAAAUUCUCAAAGGAAGAACAACUCGAGAGCAGUUGACAAAGCGAACAAGGUCAAGAAAGAAGGCGAGGCGAGCAAAAAAGAAGCCAUUGUGUGGACAUUUGAGGAGUUUGUCAACAAAAGAUUCAAAUGGAUCCAGAACCAGUUAAUAGUUUGCCUAACGAGCUUGUACACACAUCUACCUACUUCUUUCAUUUCACUGGAAGUAGCAAAGGAAAUGAUCAGACUACUUGAGAUGCUUCAAACUCUUGCAAAAUUGUAUGCUACUGUGGAACCAUCUGAAGGAUUAAGAGAAAUUCUACCGGGAUUAUUUACAAGGAAUAAGACAAGACUUUUUAAUAUUCGUGCGACGAAAACAAAAUGCAUAAAAGUAUUGAAAUUUCUUAACGAAAGUAUCUCUCUUCCCAAUUUCAUCGAGGACUACCAAAUCCGAAGUUUUUGUCUGAAAGGUGCGUGUUUGAUUUUCUGCACGGCUUCUAGCUCAACGAAGUUGCACACAGAAGGAAUGACGCCAAUGGAGAUGGUGGUAAUUGAUGAAGCCGCUCAGCUGAAAGAAUGUGAAUCCACUAUUCCGUUACAACUCCCCGGUCUCCGCCAUGCUAUACUCAUCGGAGAUGAGAAACAAUUGCCUGCAAUGGUUCAGAGCAAGAUCUGUGAGAAGGCAGAGUUCGGCAGGAGCUUAUUUGAAAGGCUAGUAAUUUUAGGACACAAGAAGCACCUUCUCAAUGUUCAAUAUAGGAUGCAUCCGAAAAUAAAUAUGUUCCCGAAUAGAGAGUUCUAUCAGAAGAAAAUUAUGGAUGGUCCUAAUGUGAAAGGAGCAGAAUAUGAGAAGAGAUUUCGUAAAGGAAGUAUGUUUGGCUCCUAUUCAUUCAUUAACGUAAGUACUGGAAGUGAGGAGGUUGAUGACAAACACAGCACGAGAAAUAAGGCAGAAGCUUUCGUUGUAGCUGAGAUACUUGCCAACCUUCACAAAGAAUUUGUCUCUUCAAAACAAAAAGUUCGUGUUGGUUGUAUAUCUCCUUACAAGGCUCAAGUUUAUGCUAUUCAACAAAUUCUUGGCAAGACAUAUAGCACAGAUGUUAAGAGUGACUUCUCAGUGAACGUACGCUCCGUUGAUGGUUUUCAAGGUGGUGAAGAGGAUGUGAUAAUUAUCUCUACUGUUCGUUGUAAUCUUGGUGGAUCAGUUGGUUUCCUCUCUAAUCUUCAGAGAGCUAACGUGGCACUGACACGAGCAAGAUACUGCCUUUGGAUAUUGGGAAAUGGCACAACUUUGGUUAACAGUGGUUCCAUAUGGAAGAAUUUAGUCAUUGAUGCCAAGGCUCGUGGUUGUUACUUUGAUGUUACUGAAGACAAGCGAUUGAAUCAAGCAAAUUUGAAUGCGACCACUGAAUUUGGCCAGCUAGAAAUGUUACUCAGAACGGACUCCUCUAUAUUCCAAACAGCCAAGUGGAAGGUUAUAUUUAGCGAGGAUUUCUCAAAGUCCAUCGCUUUAAUUAGGGAUGUGGAGAUCGGUAAGGAAGUGGUUUCCCUUUUGGUGAAACUUUCAAGUGGUUGGCGUAAGUCGGAAAAGAACAGCACAUUCAGCAACAAGGGCGGGAAUUCUUCUGUACUGUUGGAGGUGUAUUGGGUCAAGCACCUAAAACUGAUUUGGACUAUAGAUAUUCAGCAGCAGAACUCGACGUACGUUCAAGUAUUAAAGAUAUGGGAUAUUUUACCAGGAUAUCAUAUACCAAAGUUGGCAAAGGCCCUUGACAUCCAUUUUAGUAAAUAUACAGUGGAUAUGAUGAAUCGUUGCAAAUACAAACGUGUGGAAAGGAACUUUGUAUUUCCAAUGACUUGGCCAAUUGAUGGAAAUGUUGUCUCAAGAACCAGCUCGGCUCAUGAUGACCGAGAAGACAACUUGGCACGUCAAUUGGGAGGGAUGAGUUUUUGAGGGAUAAACCAGGAUCUUCAAGAAGUUUCAAUAAUUUUCAGAAGUCCAACAUGAAGAAAGGACAAUUGUUUCGCGAAGUGAAAACCAAAUCAACUUGCUGAUGAUUCUAUGGAACGAUAUAUGCGCAACAAGUCCCAAUAGGAGGCCUUAUUGCCUAACAAAGUUUAUUGCUUGGAGCUAGGAUUCUUGGUACUAUUCACUGCCUUCAUCAAGUUAAUCCUGCAACUCUGGUGGUCCGAGAGAAAUGUAAUUAAUAGUUACAAUAUUGUUGAAAUAUAGCAACGGUUAAUGUGCAUGGUUUGUAAAUGGAACUUCUAUCCUUUAAAAUAUGUAGCUAAGACCUUAUAUAUGUAAAAUAAAAUACAACGUCUUGAAGGUCUUAAUAUUUGAUUGUGGCAUCAUCCUGAUCUUCAUGUUGUCCUGAUAUUCUGUAUACCAAAAUGUAAAGAUUCAUACAUAAGAAACAUGCUUCCUAGAAUUUUAAUGUGCAUAUUAUGUCAAUGGAUUUAAGUCUAUAUAGAUAAUGAUAUGACUUUUUUACA